ACCUCCCCUCCCCUCCCAGCCGGCCCGGCCCCAGCGCUGGCUCCCGGGUCUCCCUAUCCCGAAGCGGAGCAGCCACCUGGCGUUUCGGGACGCGGCUGCAGUUAGGCGGACGCUAUGGCCGAGGAGCGGGACGUGUUCCUGAGAGCCCGGGGCAGGACGCUGAGCGCCUUUCGCCAAGAUGAUGAAUGUCAAUGGAAAGCCCCUUUCUACUUCAUCCAAGGAGCGGAUCCCCAGUUUGGACUGAUGAAAGCCUGGGCAAUUGGUGACUGUGACAAUGGAGGUGAUGAAUGGGAAGAGGAGAUCAAAUUAACAGAGCAAGCUGUGCAAGCCAUUAACCAGUUAAACCCCAAGCCCAAGUUCUUUGUACUGUGUGGUGACCUCAUACAUGGUAUGCCAGGAACUCAGUGGCGAAAGGACCAAGAACAAGAUUUGAAAAAUGUCCUGAAGAACAUUGACCAAGACAUUCCAUUGGUAUUUGUCAGCGGAAAUCAUGAUAUCGGCAAUGUUCCAACACCUGAAACAAUAGAUGAUUAUUGCAAGCACUGGGGAGAUGAUUACUUCAGUUUUUGGGUUGGAGGAGUUUUCUUUCUUGUGCUUAACUCUCAGUUAUACUUUGAUUCCUCUAAAUGUUCUGAGUUAAAGCAGGCCCAAGAUGAGUGGCUUAAUGCACAACUGGCUGUAGCUGAAAAACGGAAGUGUAAACAUGUAAUAGUAUUUCAGCAUAUUCCUCUAUUUCUACAAAACCCGGAUGAAGACCAUGACUAUUUUAACUUGGAGAAGUCAGUUCGGCACGAGCUGAUGGAAAAGUUUCAUAAAGCAGGCAUUAAAGCUGUAUUUUCUGGACACUACCAUAGGAAUGCUGGAGGGUUCUACAAGGAUCUAGAGAUGGUGGUUUCAUCAGCAAUUGGAUGUCAACUGGGAGAAGAUACCCAUGGGCUUAGAGUGGUCAUUGUCACAGCUGAGAAGAUUGUUCACAGAUACUGCAGUUUAAAUGAUCUGAGUAGCCAAGGAAUAGAGAAAGAGCUGAUGGAUUUGAUUAAGCAAAAUUAGCCAUUUUCUAACUGACAAGUCUCCAGUUUUUUUAAUUCACAUGUUUUAUUUCACAGAUAGGAACACCAACUCAGCAAAAACAAAAAAGCCUACCACGGGCUGAAGAUGAUUCCCAGUUGUGUAUUAUGUACUAAAAUAGUUGUCUUAACUCAUUACCAUCCUAAAUAACAAAGCAGAAAGGUAUGCAGAAAUAUUUAUACCUUUGAGGGGAAAUGAAACCAAUUAUAAUAUGAAAAAUAAUAGAAGUAAUGCUAUCACUAUUGAUUUUGUAAUGGGAAAGAGCUAUUCUGGGGAUUAGCUGCUCUAUUCCUGGAUCAGACUUUUAUAGUUAAGUAAGCAUAUCCAUGAGUAGAAGCACUGGCUUCUGGAUGACAAACUCAACUCUAGUCCACCCUUCUGUUCUAGCUUGGCCAGCAAGAUGCAUCUCAAAACCAUUAUACUUAAUGUUCUCUAUUAAGUUCUUGAUAAUCCUCCAGAAAGUGACAAAGUAAAUGUGGCAUGUUCGUAUUCAGUAUGGGCUAAUCCAAAGCCCUUUGAAGUCAGAGAGAAGACUUUCAUUGACUUCAGUGAGUUUUGGAUCUCACCCUAUUUCUGCUUCCUUCCAGUUGAUGUCAUCUCCCAUCCCUAGCCUUUACUUCUGUAAUAUCUUCAGAACCACUCCAGCAAUCAGAGCAAGCUGGAUUCUUCUCUGCCUAGCAAACCACCAUUGUGGGUGCUGUAAGAGAGACAAGACUCACAAUUUGGGUCUGCAGGAGUGGAGGUUAGAAAAGCCUGUAAACUAAGAAAAUAUAAUAGGAAAGUCAUAAAGAGAAACUAAAUAUAGAAGAAUCAUUUUACCGUUGCUUUUGGCAUUUAAUCACAAUUAAAUUUGCUAUUGAGAGUUCCCUGUAAGAGCAUAUCCUCUUUAGAAAACAGCCGACUCCUAGACAAAUGGAGAUUUAUGGAUGUCCAUAAAAAACACUUACAAUAUUGUAGAGACAGAAUACAUCAUCUCUCUUGUACAUAUAGAAAUGUCAUUUCUAUAAGAGGAUAGUAGAGAGAUUUAGAUAUGUGAGAGACGUGCCCCUCUGUACCCCGAGUUAGUUUCGGUGAAGUCUCCGAAAGCCUGUCAGGUAGUUCAUUACUUAAUUUUAACUGUCAUCUUUUCCAUGGAGAUGCUCCACACUACAUGUUAGGGAGGCUGAGGAGAUUCUGACAUUUGUCAGGACUAUUCUGGCUACUGACAACACAGAUUGAAUAAUUAAUUAGGGUGAAAUUUUUAAGUUGUGCUUAAUACAAGGAAAUAUUUUUAUAAAUAGGCAGACAGGAAAACCAAGGUAUAGGCUGCCUCUUACACAGCCAUAGAUGCCUCAGCAGGAAUCAGUUUAUCCAAACAACCCAUUAUAUAGCUUUCAUGGUUUAAGAAAGGUUUAGAGCAGAGGUGGGCAAACUAUGGCCUGCAGGCCUGUCCUGCCUGGCCCCUGAGCUCCCGGCUGGGGAGGCUACCCCCGGCCCCUCCCAUGCAGCCUCAGUGUGCCACUCCUACCGGGCGGUGUGGCUGGCUCCAGCCGGGGAGCGGGGCUGCAAUCUCCUGCUACUCUGAGCAGCGUGGUAAGGGGGUGGGGGGGGGAGGUUGG
This is a messenger RNA of Malaclemys terrapin pileata, 2666 nucleotides long. It is a transcript of the gene CPPED1, whose product is annotated as calcineurin like phosphoesterase domain containing 1. The transcript has 4 exons. Gene Ontology annotation, molecular function: hydrolase activity. The record is from RefSeq and is a predicted model, not a curated record. Bases 115 to 1050 code for a protein of 311 amino acids. NCBI's taxonomy places the organism in Eukaryota, Metazoa, Chordata, Testudines, Emydidae.